CCUCAUCUACAAACAAAUACAACACUUCACCAAACUUUCAUCCCGUUUUCUCCUCAUCUUUCCUUCCAUUCUUCACUGUCACUUGACUCCAUUUCCCCACUUGUUCCGUCACCGUUGCCGUCAUGGCUUUCGCGCACGACGCAACUCUGCAGCUUGUUGCGCGGGUGCAGCUUGAAGAACUCAUUGCGUUCAAGGCACAGUACCCAGAGCAAGAUGUCUGGUCACCUUACAUCCACGACUUGGAGGCUGUUCGUCCCCACUUGGAACUUGUUGCCGUAGGGGGCGUAGUGUUCAACGAAGAGGCUAUCAAUGCUCGUGUAAACAAAGGCUUUUUUGCCGCCGAGUAUGAUCUCGAAGAGCUUCGCGCUCCAUCUCCUUCUGCCACGGCACCUACUCGCCAGGUCUAUGGACCCGUUACCGCUGCUGCUGGCACCACGGCUCGAGAUGAUAGCCUCUCUGACAUCUAUUCCGAUGACAAUGCUGGUGCUCCUCCGAAGAUCCUCUCGGAGUUGGAGACUGUCCACUCAAACAAUAGCAAGGUCUCAAAGGUCACGGAAACUGCUCUUGCUUUCCUCUCCCAAACGGAUGUGGGUCACAUAAUUGAAGCCCAGGCCCAGAGUUCCAGUCAGUCAAUUUCUUCUCGAGAGGCAGAACAUGGGAACCCUUCAAAGGACUCGGCUACCCACGAUGUCGAAAGUGUCCGCAUUGAGGCUGAAUCCCCAGCACCAACGACUCACCUCCACCACGAUGAGGUUGAUGAGGACCUUAAUUCUUUUGAUGAGGAUCCCACUCGUGCCGGCACUAUCCCGAUUACUAUUGCGGAUGGUUUCCCUCCUACAAGCACUUUCGCUAAGGAGGUUGAAGAGGUUGAGAGUGGCAAUGUCGCGCUCGAUGUCAACCCUACCACCGACCACUCUGUCGAUUCUGGGACCGAGCUUGCGGUGAAGACCUCCGAAGACGUCCCCUUCUCCACCAAGGGAACUACUUCGGCCCCCGAUGAUGGGUUAACUGUCGCUGCUGAGGCUCAGUGCGCAGCUAUAUCCAUUACCGGUGACGACACAGUUACACCGCCAGCCAGUGUUCACGAGGAUGACAAUGUUGUCAAGUGCUUCAAAUGUACCAAUGACUGUGUUGAAAAUGUCAUCACAUGCGCUUGCAACCAUCAGUAUUGUGCUGAUUGUCUCAAUGACAUGGUCAAGGCUUCAAUCCAUGGGCCUACUCCUUUCCCUCCUGUCUGUUGCGAAAUUGCAAUCCCCGUUGACAUCAACUCUUCUGUCUUCGAGAAGAAUACAUUGUACAAUUUCCUGUGGAAGAAAUUUGGGGCGUUUGAUGUCGGUGAACAGGGUGGUGUCGGUGAACGGGGUGGGAAGUCGCUUCCUUCUCUUCCCUCUCUUCCCUCUCUUCCCUCGCUUUCGAUCGAGGAGAAAACGGAGUACUCCUUCAGUGGAUUUGGUGCAGAAGAAGCCUAUAAUGAGACUAAGUGUCACUUGUGUCACAAGACUAUUGAAAAGGGCUUGUAUUGCCCUGACUGUUGCUACCAAUGCAACAACAGCAGAGCGGCCUGCAAAUGCGACUGGUGGGAUGGCCGCCAGCGCCGUGAAAAGGGCGAGGCUAUCGUCAAAGCGCCAUCUUUUCAGACUGCUCAACCUCAGGUUGCACCCUUUCGAGGACAACGAAAGCAGUUUGGGGGCAUUUUCGAACGCUACAAUGGAACACGUCGUGCCGAGACCCAGAAUGGAGCUUGCCAGCACCCAUUGAUGAAGCAAGUGAAGUUGUCGGGUCGAUGCUUUGACUGUCAGCACAUGCUGCCUGCGUUCUUGUGGCAAUGCACACGCUGCAAGUAUUCAGUUUGCAAGCAUUGUGUUGUUUCCUAUUUGACUGGGACCUUUUAUGUUGAUGUUUGGUGUCGAAUUGUUCUCUUACCUCCGCCUAUGUAUCUCUGGGAUGGACAGUGUAUGCACCAUAUGGAAGCCAGCUUUCCAGAAGCAAUAGCCAAGGUUGCUCCGUUUGGUCUGCGGUGGUAUUUUGAGAAGCUGAGAAUUCCUCGAUGCUUCAAUCACAACUUGCUCGGCCUUGGUGGGCAUCCACCUGGGGUCGUGUACCACAUGUUCUCCUCUAAACGCUUUCUGAGGCUUUUUGGACACGAAUAUUUCGAAGAGUUGGAUUAG
Messenger RNA from Fusarium oxysporum Fo47, 2168 nucleotides. RefSeq lists its product as uncharacterized. NCBI's taxonomy places the organism in Eukaryota, Fungi, Ascomycota, Sordariomycetes, Hypocreales, Nectriaceae. The transcript has 6 exons. The record is from RefSeq and is a predicted model, not a curated record. The coding region runs from base 123 to 2168 and encodes 681 amino acids.